AUGACGUCGGCGAUGUUGAGGCUCUCCACAGGAGAUCUCAAAGGGGAAACAGGGAUUAAAACAAAUAUCAUCAAUGUGCUCGAGGAUGUAGACAUUGGUCCUGGGAGAUCUCGCAUUGCCGUAGUGCAAUAUGCUCUGCAACCGAGCGUCGUUUUCGGUUUCGACAAGUACUACUCGAUGAAAAGUGAGGUGUUGAGCGGAUGUCGUACACUGGUGGGGCGACAAUGCUCGCUAAAGCGCUCUCAUUUGCUUCAGGUUUUUACUUUAUCGGGAACAAAAUAUGAGAGAUGUGAAGAAACGAAACAUAAACUCAUGCCGACACCACGACACGAUCGGUUACAGGUCCUGUGUCUUGUGUCGGAUGGUGCGUCAGAUGAUAACAUUGAUAAAUCAACGGCUUAUCUUCACGAGAAGCUGCAUAUCAAGAUCUUUGCGAUGGUGACGCGCCAUUUCAACAAAAACCGUCUUUUGGCAGUGACUCGUUAUGAAGGCUCAAUUUUCGUUAUGGACCAGAAAGAGAGUAUAAGUAUUUGGCUCUGGCGACAACAGAAAUGUGGGCAGAAUUAG
Messenger RNA from Ostertagia ostertagi, 567 nucleotides. The record is from the annotation of a GenBank genome assembly. NCBI's taxonomy places the organism in Eukaryota, Metazoa, Nematoda, Chromadorea, Rhabditida, Trichostrongylidae.